AGAAAACAACACAUGACCAGGAAGUUGGUUUGUGGGAUUGGGAUAGCAGCUGCUGGCUUCAGAUGUUGCUACAGAGACAGGGAGGGGGGCUGAAUGUGAAAUUCCUUUCACAGAAGGCUUGGCAGUGAUCAGUUCUCAGUACGCAGAAGGAAGAGAAGAAACUCCUUCAAAGAUGCCUGGAUUUCUUCACUGCCUUCAUUUUAUUUUCCUGGUGGCUGCCAUCACUAUCGAAGCACAGCAGUAUAGAAAGCCAGUCGAUACCAGUAAUGAGAACGUGAAGAAAGCAGCUAACUUUGCAACCAGUAUUUACAACCAGCAGUCUGGGAACGAGUUUGCUUUUAAAGUGAUCAAAAUUGACUUGGCCAGCGUUGAGAUCUACCCUCCAAGCCGGGUUAAGUACAUAAUGACAGUUGACAUUGGAAAAACUCAUUGCAAGAAUGAAGACAGUCUGAAUAUGGACAGUUGUGUACUGCAGACCGACACAGAUGUAAAGAUAAUGAAAUGUCUUUUUGUGGUUCUGGCUGUUCCAAAUUCCAACAUGCCAAGCUACCUGUUGGACAGCAGCUGUAAUUAACUUCAGUGUAGGCACGUCGGAGCCUUCUUUGAUUCUGCCUGUUAUUUAAGUGGAUUCAUGUGGAGCAGCCAAAAGAAGAUGAUUGCUUUUUUUUCUUUCAUAAUUUACAACUGUAUUUGCAUGGGAGGACUGUAGCCGGAUUACCACAUUGUGUGGAUCAAGACACUCUAAAUCCGCUAUAAACCACACAAUGUGGCUUUACUCUGAAGUUUCAAAUAAAUAUUUUGUCAUUGUG
Messenger RNA from Erpetoichthys calabaricus (reedfish), 809 nucleotides. RefSeq lists its product as uncharacterized. The record is from RefSeq and is a predicted model, not a curated record. The coding region runs from base 173 to 574 and encodes 133 amino acids. The transcript is spliced from 4 exons. Lineage: Eukaryota; Metazoa; Chordata; Cladistia; Polypteriformes; Polypteridae. Gene Ontology annotation, molecular function: cysteine-type endopeptidase inhibitor activity.